AUGUCGACCACGUUUAGCAUUCCUAGUAAUUUUGCAACAUGUCCAAACUGUGAAAAAACAUGUACUUCAAUUCUCUGGUGUGUUAAUUGCGACAUUGCAUAUUUGGUAGAAAAUUUCAAAAAUUGGUCUAGCGGCGAUCCAAAAUUAGAUGACUUUAUUAGACAUACACAAAAGACUGCGAAAGAAACUAUGGACUUUCUUGAAUGGAUCGAUUUCUCUCAAUUUGACCUUAUAAAGUAUACUGGAAAAGAAGGAUCUUUUUCUACUAUAUACACCGCUUUGUGGAUGGAAGGUCCAUUUUGGAACUGGGAUGAAGCUGCAAGUAUAUGGUCCCGUGGUGGUCCGACAAAGCUUUAUGAUUAUUCCAAGUGUUUAAAUAACAAUACACUUGCAGAUUGCUUCGGUGUAACUAGAGAUAACACAUCGAAUAUUAUGUUCGUCUUCAGAUAUUAUAAUAAAGGAAAUAUAUAUUCCUUCCUCGAUUCUUGUAAUGAAUUACUCUGUUGGAGAGAUACUGUCGAUCUCUUAUGGUCAAUCGCGUCAGGGAUACAUAAAAUUCAUGAACAGGGUCUCAUGCAUGGUCAUUUACACGGAGGUAAUAUUUUAGUUGAAUCCGAAAGAGAUAUAAUGGACGCAAGGGUAUCUGACACCGGUUUACACGGACCACCAUUUAACACAAAUUCAGAAGGUAUCUAUGGGGUCGUCCCAUUUGUCGAUCCUGAAAUUUUUAAAGGAAGUGAACCAACUCAAGCUUCCGAUAUUUAUAGCUUCGGUAUGAUCAUGUGGACAAUAUCUGCUGGUGAACGUCCUUAUCAUGAUAGGCCACAUGAUCGUUCAUUAAUAAAUGACAUAGUUGCCGGGUUAAGACCAAAACCUGCCGAAGGAACCCCCACUCUUUAUAUUCAAUUAAUGGAAAAAUGUUUAAAUGCAGACCCACUCAAGAGACCAUCAGCAUUGGAUUUAUAUAUUUUAUUUGAAAAAUGGGUGGUUGCUAUUUGUGAUGAUCCCGAACCAUCUGAAAUAUCAGAUCAAUUUGAUCGAGCAGAAAUCGCCAAAUUUAGUGAUUUUAAGAAUUAUGGAUUAAUUCCAUUAUCACAUAAAGGCGCAAUCUACCACAGUAGAAAUCUAAACUUAAUUUAAUUCAUCAACUUUAUCGUUUGUUUACUACAUAGGGGUAGAAUUUUUGAAACUUUUCGUCAAAUCUAUUUUUUUAUCUUUUUUUUUUUGUUUUAACUUUUCAUCAGUCGUAAUUUAUCUUUAUAUCUCAAAUUAUUAUUUUUUUUCUUUUUAUUGUAUUUUAUUAUUGGGACAAAUUUAUAUCUUUAUAUCUUUUUACAAAUAAAGAAGAAAAAAUUCUUU
Messenger RNA from Rhizophagus irregularis DAOM 181602=DAOM 197198, 1359 nucleotides. NCBI's taxonomy places the organism in Eukaryota, Fungi, Glomeromycota, Glomeromycetes, Glomerales, Glomeraceae. The record is from RefSeq and is a predicted model, not a curated record.